Helicoverpa armigera (cotton bollworm) is the source of this 1672-nucleotide messenger RNA. RefSeq lists its product as uncharacterized. Gene Ontology annotation, molecular function: serine hydrolase activity. The transcript is spliced from 8 exons. Lineage: Eukaryota; Metazoa; Arthropoda; Insecta; Lepidoptera; Noctuidae. The coding region runs from base 209 to 1180 and encodes 323 amino acids. The record is from RefSeq and is a predicted model, not a curated record.
CAACAAAACCCACGUCACGUCAAGCGUCAAAAGCAAAGCGAGUGGCCGGAUCACGCAUCGAGUGCGUGUUUGUCGCUUUAUUAAAAUAAAUUUUAGUUUGUGUAGUGAUACUUUGUGCUGCCGAUUAGUUUCUCCCAGGAUCCAUUCAGUUACAGUUAUUAGUAUAUUUUUGUGUCCAGUCUAUAGGUUUUAACGGUAAAUUUACAAAAUGAGUGCCUUAAAAAAUGCAGUGGCGUUGUUUGUGAAUCACGGCAAAGUUGGAGCGAGGGGCAAUGGAAAGUUUGCCACAUUCCGUCCGCUGCUGUCAUGCGCCCCAGUGGCGAUGGUCACAAUGGACCGCGGUGCGCACACACAGGACAUCACGAAGAACAUACAGUACAUCAGCAAUGACAAGAUCAAGCUUAAAGCUGAUCCUGCUACUAUGAGAUUGGACAAACGGGUCGACAAGCCAAUGUGCGUCAUGAUCAACUGGCUCCUAGCAAGACAGAAACACGUGAUGAAGUACGCUACAUUAUACCUGGAGCAAGGCUUCGAUGUCGUCUCCGUAUCCUGCACACCUUGGCAGCUCAUGUGGCCCAUGAAGGGCUCCCAGCUGGUAGCCGAAGACCUGAUCAAGUUCAUGGCUAUGAAUGAGAACGAGCACCCUCUAGUGGUUCAUGGCUUCUCAGUCGCUGGUUACAUGUGGGGAGAGGUCUGCGUUCACGUCAUGAAGAAUAAGGAACUUUACCAGCCAGUAAUGGACCGCGUGGUGGCUCAAGUGUGGGACUCUGCUGCCGACAUCAGUGAGCUCGCCAUCGGGGUACCAGCUGCCGUCUUCCCCAAGAACCAGAUCAUGCAGAAGACGCUGAGAGCUUAUAUGGAAUACCACAUGAAGACGUUUCACGAAGCCGCCACAUCCCACUACAUCAGAUCCUCGCAGCUGUUCCACACGAACCUGUGCCAUGCGCCCGCGCUGUUUCUGCUGUCCCGCAGCGACCCCGUCGGCGCGGAGCGCAGCAACCGCAGUGUACAUGAUAGCUGGGUGAAGAUGGGCAUCCAGUGCACAUGGAAAUGCUGGGACCGUUCGCCCCACGUGCAGCACUAUACCAAACACCCCAAGGAGUAUGUAGCUGCCUUAUACGAACAUCUCGAUAAGUACGGCCUGGUCUCCCAGCCUGAGAAGAUGAGGAUGAGGUUAUAAGCACAUACAAAGAAGCACGGAUUGUUUCACUUAAAAAAAAUUCCUGUUGAAAAAUUCGGAAUAAUAUUACUAAAAUUGAAUGGUUAUUUUAUGCUGGCAACAUUUUUAUAUGAUAGUAGGAAUCAGGGAACAGGGCCAACAAUUUAAAAAUGAAAUCAUUUUCUUCAUUUAUGCCAUUUUGGUAGCAGUAAUGCUUGAAAAGGCGGAUAGAGAGAUCGUAAGUGUUACCUCUCUGUGCCCACAACAAAUGAAGUAGAUAUAGCACUUUUUGUUAUGACAAUUUAGAAACAAACUAUAUACAAGUCAAAUUAUUCAUUUCAUUAAUCAACUUAUGAUUGGACAGGUGAAACAGUUCGUGCUAAUACUAAAUUUUCGUGUAGAAGUGGUGAGUGGUCUUAAUUUUGCGAUGUAAUUCAAAUAAUUCUUGGGUAAAUGUCUCUUACCUCGCAAAUAAUAAGAUUGCGAAAAACCUAUAGAAUUAAGAAGGCAAAA